GAUUAACAGAAUUAAUUUCUGUUCAAAAAGAUUUAAAGUACUUGGACUUGAAUUAUUGUGAAGGUUAUUCAGAUGAAUCUGACUUGGAUUAUUAUGAAAGUAAUUUAGAUGGAUCUGACUUGGAUUAUUGUGACUGUAAAUUAGAUGAUGAAACUCUCAAAUUUACAAGAACUUUCAUUAUCAUUUUUGAAAACCAAUGGAUUAAAGAUUUUGAAAUUCUUCAAUAUGCUACUCUUCCAAAAUUGCAAAUUUUAACUUUUGAAAUUAAAUGUGCAGCUGUUGAGCGUGAAUUACUAGAGAUGAUUGUAGAAUUUUCACCUAAAAAGUUUCAUGAGUUGACUAUUAAUUCGAAAUUAGAAAGUGAAAUUACAAUGGAGGAAAGUAACGUCAAAGUAAUUGAAGAGUUUAUAAAGUUAGGUGUUAUUAAAGAAAUUAAAAUAUUCAAUGAUAUCUCCUGGUUUUGUUAA
Funneliformis mosseae is the source of this 467-nucleotide messenger RNA. NCBI's taxonomy places the organism in Eukaryota, Fungi, Glomeromycota, Glomeromycetes, Glomerales, Glomeraceae. The record is from the annotation of a GenBank genome assembly.